UAGAGAUGAACUAAUUGGCCGAUUUAUAAUGGAGGGACUGGUGAAGGGAAGUAGUAGGGAAGAUGAGUUUAACCAUGGCCAUACCAUAUUGAAUAAACUAGUCAAGCUCUGCUUACUUGAAGCACCUGAUUACGACACGGGAUAUGAAGCGGUAAGGAUGCAUGAUCUACUAAGAGAAAUGGCAUUGCAGAUCACAACUGAUAAACCAAGGUACCUGGUAAGGGCUGGAAUAGGAUCACUAAUGUUGGAGGAGCAGGAUUGGGUGCCCAAUUUGGAUAGAGUCUCUUUUUACCAAAUCAAGAUAAAGAGAAUCCCUGACGACAUGGCACCCAAUUGCCCCACAUUAUCAACCUUGAUUUUGUCCAGAUGUGAUUUCACAAUGAUCCCAGGUCCUUUCUUUCAGUACAUGAACAACCUCCAAGUACUCGACUUGAGCGACAACUCUGAGCUUAUGGAUUUGCCGAGUUGCAUUUCUAACUUGGAAAGUCUUAGAGCACUCUCACUUCGACGAUGCAGACGGCUCAAAUCUGUGCCACCACUGGGAAAGCUCAAAAAUCUGAGGGUGUUAGAUGUAUCUCGCACUGGUAUUGAGGAAGUACCUCAAGGCAUGGAAAACUUAGUCAAGCUUAAAUUUCUGGAUAUGGGUAGAACACGUCUCGAUGAACUGCCAAAGGAGAUAUUAACUAAACUUCCCCGGCUUCAAUACCUCAAUCUUCCUGAACGCGUGAAUGCCCCAGUUGAAGACUUGGCCAGCUUGGAACUGCUCGAAGUAUUCGGAGGCAGGUUCUGUGAUUUGCAUAGCUUUCACAAGUUCAUGAGUAGUCUCCAUAACUAUGAGAAAGAUUUGUGGUAUACCAUAUUGGUGGGGCAAGUAUAUAUUGAUCGUGACUUUGAUGACUGCAUACCGAAACAGAGAAGAGUGAUUGUAGGAGAUUACACCAUUGAAGCAGCAACAUCAAUUAUUCUUCCACGUGGCAUUGACAUUCUAGGGAUUAGCAAAUGCCAUGGGCUGAGUAGCUGCUUUGUGGACAACUUUCUGUCACGGACUACUUCUUCAAGAGGCUUGACCUGCUACAUCUCUUGGUGUCAUGAGAUAGAAUGGAUCGUCAACGUUCCCUCUGAUAGAGAUACAACUACAGACCCACACUGCAUAUCUUUCCACAGUCUGGAAGUUAGUUGUCUGCGAAAUCUUGUUGGGCUCUGUAAGGGAAAAAUUGCAUCUCACACCUUCUCGGGUCUAACAAAAUUGUAUAUC
Capsicum annuum is the source of this 1255-nucleotide messenger RNA. Its product is annotated as probable disease resistance protein At4g27220. Gene Ontology annotation, molecular function: protein binding. NCBI's taxonomy places the organism in Eukaryota, Viridiplantae, Streptophyta, Magnoliopsida, Solanales, Solanaceae. The record is from RefSeq and is a predicted model, not a curated record.